AUGGAUCGGCCGAGCACUCCCUCGCGCCCUCCGGAGUAUGGCUACGGCUACGGCUACGGCGUAGACGAGGACCACGACACCCCCACCGGUCAGAAUGCCGCUGGUGUGAGACUGUUGACAUCUGUCGACGGUCUGUCCGGUCUGUCCGAUGACAGCCCUUCACCACUUGCUGCCCGUGUCGAGUCUGUCCAGGACGAGGACCAGGUCAACAAUAUCAGCUCCAAGCGUAUCGCUAGCUUGGCCAAGCAGCAGCAGCAGCAGCAGCAGCAGCAGCAUCAGCAAGAGUUCCAUCGUCAUCAUAUAGGUGGCCGGCCAAAGAUCAUUCAGUACCAGCCCAGCAACAUGUCAUCGUACACCCGCACGGCCUCUAGCCUAGGUGACGUGCCCAGCAUGCCUCCCCCCGACUCCACCUACGUCCCCUUCUCCAACCGGGAACCCAGCGGCGGCUCUCCCCAACGCUCGUGGUCCCCCAGCUCAGAGUACACGCGCCCCCCGCCGACGAACCUGUCGUACGAGCCUGCCGACAUCAACGGAAGUCCCAGACCCGGCACGCCCUCCUCACGGUACGGCGGCAGCCCCCGGCGUCCCCUCCCGCCCGCGCCCCUCUUCUCGAACCCGGGAGCUCGCGUCUCUCAGCAGACGUUUGCCGACGACGCGACCGUGUCGAUCCCUCUCAGCGACGGCGUCGACGGCGAUGAUGUGUUCGGACCCGAGUCGGACAUUGGUCACCGGCCGCACGCCAUGCCCGGCCACCUACCGGGCGACCGCGACUCGCACGUGUCCAGCGAUCAGGAGACUAUCAACGAGAUACCCGGGUCCUACGAAAAGGUCGAGCACUAUGGCCCCGCCCCCGAUGGAGCGCAGGAGCGCCGCGGCGUCCGCGCCCCUCAGAUGUCGAGGAAGGAGGUGCAGCUCAUCAACGGUGAGCUGGUGCUCGAGUGUAAGAUCCCCACGAUCCUGUACAGCUUCCUGCCCCGACGCGACGAGGUCGAGUUCACGCACAUGCGGUACACGGCCGUGACGUGUGACCCGGAUGACUUUGUCGACCGGGGGUACAAGCUCAGGCAGACGAUCGGGCGGACGACGCGCGAGACGGAGAUCUUCAUCUGCAUCACCAUGUACAACGAAGACGAGGUGGGUUUCACGCGCACCAUGCACGCCGUCAUGAAGAACAUCUCGCACUUUUGCUCGCGCAACAAGUCGCGCAUCUGGGGAGCCGAGGGCUGGCAGAAGAUUGUCGUCUGCAUCAUCUCGGACGGCCGCGAGAAGAUCAACGCUCGCACCCUCGACGCCCUAGCCGCCAUGGGCGUGUACCAGCACGGCAUCGCAAAGAACUACGUCAACAACCGCGCCGUCCAGGCCCACGUCUACGAGUACACGACGCAGGUCUCGCUCGACUCAGACCUCAAAUUCAAGGGAGCCGAGAAGGGCAUCGUCCCCUGCCAGAUGAUCUUCUGCCUCAAGGAGAAGAACCAGCGCAAGCUCAACUCCCACCGGUGGUUCUUCAAUGCCUUUGGCCGCUCCCUCAACCCGAACGUCUGCAUCCUGCUCGACGUCGGCACCCGCCCCACCAGCAACUCGCUCUACCACCUCUGGAAGGCCUUCGACACCGACUCCAACGUCGCCGGAGCCUGCGGAGAGAUCAAAGCCAUGAAGGGCCGUCUGGGGUCCAACCUUCUCAACCCGCUCGUGGCCUCGCAGAACUUUGAGUAUAAGAUGUCCAACAUCCUCGACAAGCCCCUCGAGUCCGUCUUCGGCUACAUCACCGUCCUGCCCGGCGCCCUGAGCGCCUACCGCUACCACGCCCUGCAGAACGACGAGACCGGUCACGGGCCCCUCAGCCAGUACUUUAAGGGAGAGACGCUCCACGGCCAGGACGCCGACGUCUUCACCGCAAACAUGUACCUCGCCGAGGACCGUAUUCUCUGCUGGGAGCUAGUCAACAAGCGAAACGAGAGAUGGGUCCUCAAAUAUGUUAAGGGUUGCAAGGGAGAGACAGAUGUACCUGACACGAUUCCCGAAUUCAUCUCUCAGCGUCGUCGCUGGCUCAACGGAGCCUUCUUCGCCGCCGUCUACUCCAUCGUGCAGUUCCGACAGAUCCUAGGCACGGACCACACUCUGGCGCGCAAGGUGCUCCUCAUGAUGGAGGAGGUGUACCAGACUCUGCAGCUCCUGUUCACGUACUUCUCGCUGGCCAACUUCUACCUGACAUUCUACUUCAUCUCUGGCGGACUGGCGGAUCCCGAGGUGGACCCGUUCGGGCACGGCAUCGGCAAGGUCAUCUUCAUCAUACUGCGGUUCAUGUGCAUCCUGUGCAUAUGCUCGCAGUUCAUCCUGUCGCUGGGGAACCGGCCUCAGGGUGCCAAAAAGAUGUAUCUGGGCAGCAUGAUCAUCUACGCCGUCAUCAUGGUGUACACGACCUUUGCGAUUAUCUGGAUCGUGGUGCGGCAGCUGACGGAGAAGGACGGCGUCAAGCUGACGGACGGCGUCUUCGUCAACAUCAUCGUGUCCGUGGUGUCGACCUUUGGCCUGUACGUCAGCAUGUCCCUGCUGUACCUGGAGCCGUGGCACCUGAUCACGUCGUGGGCCCAGUACUUCCUCCUGCUGCCCAGCUACAUCUGCCUGCUGCAGGUGUACGCCUUCUGCAACACGCACGACGUGACGUGGGGCACCAAGGGAGACAACGUGAUGCGCAGCGACCUGGGCCAGGCAGUCGGCAAGGGAGCCACGGUCGAGCUGGAGAUGCCAUCGGAGCAGCUGGACAUCGACUCUGGCUACGAUGAGGCCCUGCGCAACCUGCGAGACCGCGUCGCCGUCGUCACUCCGGGGCCCUCGGUCGCCCAGCUCCAGGAGGACUACUACAAGUCCGUCCGCACCUACAUGGUCCUCGUGUGGAUGAUCGCCAACGGCCUGCUGGCCAUGGGUGUCUCCGAGGCCUACGGCGGAACCGACGUCGGCACGAACAUCUACCUCAGCUUCAUCCUGUGGAGCGUUGCCGGCCUGGCUCUCUUCCGCGCCGUGGGCUCGACAGCCUUUGCCAUCAUCAACUUUAUCAACAUUGUCGUCGAGGGUCGCGUCCGCAUCAGUCUCAAGGUGCCCAAGUGGCUGGGUAGUUUCGGUUCAAGGCUAUCUGGUGCUGUUAGCAGCGUCGGAUCAAGUCUAAGGAGUUGA
Messenger RNA from Geosmithia morbida, 3171 nucleotides. RefSeq names its product chitin synthase. NCBI's taxonomy places the organism in Eukaryota, Fungi, Ascomycota, Sordariomycetes, Hypocreales, Bionectriaceae. The transcript is spliced from 4 exons. Gene Ontology annotation, cellular component: cell septum; cell periphery. Gene Ontology annotation, molecular function: chitin synthase activity. The record is from RefSeq and is a predicted model, not a curated record. Bases 1 to 3171 code for a protein of 1056 amino acids.